AUGGACGCGCCUGGCGCGACAUCGCCGGACGAAAGUGCCGUUCAGAGCACUCCCAAGCACGACACAUCCAUACAAACCAGCUCACCUACAGACACGACUCAAGGCGCCCAAGAUAUACACCAACGAUGCAAUGACAGCAGCUCUAGUAGCAGCAACGAUGAAGAGGAAGAAGAGGAGGAGGCCGAGGAAGAGGACGACUUGGACGACGAGGACGAGGAGCCUCGCCUCAAGUACGCAUACCUGACGAAGCACCUGGGCUCGGUAUAUCGCAACGGGGAUGCGACAAGCUCGUUCCUAGUAGCAGGAGACAAAAUGGUCGUCGGGACACACAACGGUAACGUCCAUAUUAUGUCCCUGCCACUGCUACAAUCCCUCCGUGUAUAUCAUGCACAUACAGCAAGUGUCACCUCGAUAUCGGUAUCACCAUUUCCGCCUCCGCUCCCGAACCUUAGGCAAGAUACUUUCAAACAGACCGCAGAAGAAUACAGACCAUCCACGCGAUCGUCUAAUACCGCCGGCAGCAUCCGCGGAGGAAAACUGGGUAGUUAUCCCACCGUCCCUUCCACACCAUCGAACUCCAUUUACAUCGGAACAUCCUCAAUCGAUGGCCAUGUGUGCGUCUCCUCGCUGGUUGACCCUAAGGAUGUGCUAUUGCGCAAUUUUGGCCGCCCAGUUCAAUCUAUUGCUUUGUCUCCAGAGUAUAAAACUGACCGGUCAUACCUGUCUGGUGGCCGAGCGGGUGAAUUGGUCCUAACAGCUGGCGGUCGUAUUGGAGCGACCUCCAACUCGACAACAAUGGGAGGUGCGGCCGCCACAGCCUCUAGUUGGCUUGGUUCCAUGGGUCUGGCAUCAAAUAGCGGAAAAGAUACCAUUCUUCAUAGCGGCGAAGGGGCUAUAAGCACAAUUAAAUGGUCACUGUCAGGAAAAUACGUGGCCUGGGUCAACGAGGAAGGCAUUAAGAUUAUGCGGUCAAAUCUGCAUCUGGAUUCUUCAGAGACCGAAUUUGCUUGGAAACGAAUCAGCCAUAUUGAUCGUCCAAAUCGCCCCGGCUGGGAGGAAAUGGCCGGUGUUUGGAAAGCACGCGCAGAAUGGAUCGACCAGUCAGCUUUAGACAGUCGGGACAAUCUCGAUCCGAAUGAAGAUUCUACAAGUCCAGAGAUACAGUCAACUGUGCUCACUGAGAAAGUGGAAAAGCUUGUCGUCGGUUGGGGAGGAACCGUUUGGGUCAUCGAUGUCUAUCCCGAAAGGGCAAGCAAAACAUCCAAGGGCGAGAAAUUGGGCUCUGCAGAGGUUGUCACAAUAUUACGAACAGAUUGUGUGGUAUCCGGCAUAUCAUUGUAUACACCUCGUCUUCUUGUCAUUCUCGCAUAUAUGGAAACCGAGGGUGAAAAUACAAGCAACGGAAGAAGCAGUGGGAUCCGCAACCGAAAGAAGGGUCUAGAACCUGAACUUCGUGUCAUUGACAUUGAAACCAAGGAAGAAAUCAGCGCUGAUACACUUUCAAUUAACCGAUUUGAAGGCCUCUCUGCGUCUGAUUAUCAUCUAAGUGUCUUGCCUCCGUGGAAGACCCCCGAGGGACAAGUCGUCCAGCGUGGUGCCCUGGGGGCUCUUGGGUAUGGGCUUUUGGAUGCUACCAUGUACUCCGCGCGGCUAUUUAGCUCCGGCGCCAGCAUCCGCAGCACCACAAGUAGUGGCGACAAGGGGUCUGGUAGGGUUGCUCCCUCUUUCAUAUCCAAGCUCCACGCGGCUGAAGAUGCCCUUCCGAAGGAGGUGCAGGAAGUUUCAGGUGCUCCUGGCGCCAAGAUCUUUGUCCACAGCCCAUAUGACUGCGUUGUUGCAGUCAAAAGGGAUCUCGCGGACCGUCUGUCCUGGCUUGACUCUCAUGGCCAGUACGAGGACGCAUGGCGUCUCGUCGAUGAACAUCCUGAAGCUGCGGGCUCGAUACCUGACGUAACCGAAGCUAUCCCCGAGGCUGCAGGGAGGUCCCAAACUAGUUUAGGUGAAUUUUUCGAUGAUCGGUCGUCUAUCAUGACGGCCGGUCGAACAAAAGUUUCUGCCGCUGAACAAGAAAAGGCUCGCCUUGGGGAACUUUGGAUCAACCAACUUGUCAGCGAAGAGAAGUGGAUUGAUGCUGCGAGAAUUUGUGGCAAAGUCAUCCGUAAUGCCCCACGAUGGGAACACUGGGCAUGGACCUUCAUCAAAAACGAUAAAAUCGACGAGAUCACUUCCCAAAUCCCAAUCGACUUGAAUCCAUCGUUGUCUUCUCGGAUUUAUGAAGUCAUUCUCAGUCACUAUGUGCCACGAGACUUGGCCAAAUUCAAAGAACUCAUCGAAACAUGGCCAUCCGAUUUGUUUGAUGCGAACAUUAUUACAGAAGCUAUCGAGGCAUAUUCGAAAUCCAAAUCAGUGCGUGCCGGGUCUGAGGAGUGGCGAAUCCUUACAGAUUGUCUCGCCAAGUUGUUCCUAGUAGGAGGGCAUUACCGUGAAGCCUUGCGUUGCUAUAUUCGAUUGCAAGAUGGAGAUGCUGCUAUGGCUUUGGUUCGGGAACACCGCUUGCUCGAUGCAGUCACUGAUGAUAUACCGGCCUUCAUUAUGAUUCGUGUCUCCGAAGAGCAAAUGAACUCGGCCAUGAUAACCGAACUGGAGGAGUUGACAUCCGAGCCCACGCGACUUCUUGUAAGCGAAGCAUACACGGGCAUUGUUCCCCCGGAAACUGUGGUAUCACAGUUGAUCGCUGCAGAUCGGUUCCUGUUUCUUUAUUUCUAUCUCCGUGCGCUCUGGCGAGGCGAAUCAUUACCACACGAUGCGUCUAAGCCCAGAAGAGGACGUGGAAUUCAUGCUCGGGAUGCAGCCAGCAAGCUUGCUGCCGAUGAAGGCAAAGCCCUGAUUGAUAACUUUGCCGACACGGCCGUUGAGGUAUUUGCCGACUACGACCGGCCUCUACUGAUGGAGUUCCUCCAAACAAGCAUAUCUUAUUCAUUCGAGAAAGCCACAUCCAUAUGCGAAGACCACAAGUUCACACCGGAGCUGAUUUUCCUCUUGUCCAAGAUGGGCCAGACGAAGCGAGCCUUGAACCUGAUUCUAUCAGAUCUUAAGGAUGUUUCGCAGGCGAUUUCAUUUGCAAAAUCACAGGAUGACCCUGAUCUAUGGGAGGAUCUACUUGAUUACUCAAUGGACAAGCCAAAGUUCAUUCAUGGACUUCUUGUCGAGGCCGGAACAGCCAUCGACCCAAUAAAGCUUGUUCGCCGGAUUCCAAGCGGACUGGAGAUUGAAGGUCUAAGAGAGGGCCUCACUCGCUUGAUCCGUGAGCAUGAUCUGCAGGCUAGUAUCAGUCAAGGCGCGGCUAGAGUUAUGCAAAGCGAAGUUGCACUUGGGAUGGACACGCUGCGCAAGGGUCAGCGCCGAGGAAUCAAGUUCGAUAUCAUCUCGGACGCAGAGGAAGAUCGCAAUAAGACACCGACACCAAAUACCCCUCAAGAUCAAUCCGUAACCACUGCGAGGAAAUCCAGCCCUGGACAGGGAAGAUGUGGCGGUUGUAAUGCCGCCUUCCGGGCAAACGAGCGAGAAAUUCUCGUCGCCUUUGCUUGUGGCCAUAUUUUCCAUCUAUCCCACUUGCACUCAGACACAUCACAGCAACAAUCCGGCGCGAGCAGCCGUGACCGAUCUGCGGAUAUUACACCCCGGCCCAUGUCCCCAGUUGACGAAACCCGAUCUGCCACUGCCUCUCGCACCGUUGGCCCCAAAGUCACGACGGCAAGAAUCCUGCGAGACAAGAUCGGUGAUGGAUGUCGCCUCUGUACUCUGUCAAGAGAUAUUGAAUCCCUUGGUGAAGUCGAGGUUUAA
Penicillium griseofulvum is the source of this 3843-nucleotide messenger RNA. Its product is annotated as CLH domain-containing protein. Bases 1 to 3843 code for a protein of 1280 amino acids. NCBI's taxonomy places the organism in Eukaryota, Fungi, Ascomycota, Eurotiomycetes, Eurotiales, Aspergillaceae. The record is from RefSeq and is a predicted model, not a curated record. Gene Ontology annotation, molecular function: protein binding. The transcript is spliced from 5 exons. Gene Ontology annotation, biological process: vesicle-mediated transport; endosomal vesicle fusion; cellular response to starvation. Gene Ontology annotation, cellular component: late endosome; HOPS complex.